Messenger RNA from Drosophila subobscura, 1660 nucleotides. Its product is annotated as tRNA pseudouridine(38/39) synthase. NCBI's taxonomy places the organism in Eukaryota, Metazoa, Arthropoda, Insecta, Diptera, Drosophilidae. The record is from RefSeq and is a predicted model, not a curated record. The coding region runs from base 85 to 1572 and encodes 495 amino acids. Gene Ontology annotation, molecular function: RNA binding; pseudouridine synthase activity. The transcript has 5 exons. Gene Ontology annotation, biological process: mRNA pseudouridine synthesis; tRNA pseudouridine synthesis. Gene Ontology annotation, cellular component: cytoplasm; nucleus.
CGUCCGCGCUUCGUUGUGAAUGGCAAACUGUCCCAAUCGCCAAAUUGCACGUGCCGCUUUGUUUACGUUUUAUUUACGGCCAAAAUGAGUGCAACAACUGACAAGAAGGUGGUCAUAAAUAAGCGCCAAAAGGGUUUGUCGCGAGAGGCUUUGGGAAAACUGAGUCAAACGGAGCUGAUUGAUAAAAUAGUCCAACUAGAGGCGUACAACUUUCAGCUGAGAAAUCUUCUGCACAAGAAACUAACGGAACAUGACCGAAGCAAUGCGGAAUAUGCGGAAUUGUUGGGAAAAGAAACGGAGGCCACUGUCCCAAAGGAGUCGACACAGUCCAGCAAGGUGCAGAAACAACGUAAGUUCGACUGGAGUAGCGCUCAUAGGCGUCAUGUUUUGUUGAAAGUAACCUACUUUGGCUGGGACUACCAGGGUUUCGCCUGCCAGGAGGACUCCAACGACACCAUUGAGUCCCAUUUGUUUCGUGCCCUGACGCGUACUUGCCUCAUCGAAUCACGUGCCACAUCCAACUACCAUCGCUGUGGACGCACGGACAAGGAAGUUAGCGCCUUCUGCCAGGUUAUCUCAAUCGAUUUGCGCAGCAAGCAUGCGCCUGAGACUCAGCUGGAAUCUGCUGCCCUCUCCUCCGAAAUCGACUACUGUGGCCUCCUCAACCGGGUGCUUCCCAAGAACAUUCAGUGUGUAGCCUGGAUGCCGCUGCGAAGCCCUGUCUACAGUGCACGCUUUGACUGCACCUCGCGUAGCUACCGGUACUACUUCCCCAAGGGUGACUUAGACAUUGAAGCCAUGCAGGAGGCCUGCAAGCUGCUGGUUGGACAUUCUGAUUUUAGGAACUUUUGCAAAAUGGAUGUGCACAAUGGUGUCACGAAAUUUAUAAGGAAUCUGCAGGCAGCGCGUGUGGCGCCCUGCGAAGAGAGAUUAAACCAUACAGGUUAUGAUAUGUAUUAUCUGGAGAUCAAAGCAAAUGCCUUCCUCUGGCAUCAGAUAAGGUGCAUCAUGGCCGUGCUGCUGCUAGUGGGUCAGCAAAGAGAGCAGCCUCGCAUUGUUAGCGACCUUCUCGAUGUGGAAACUAAUCCUUGCAAGCCACAGUACACGCCCGCCCUUGGCCUGCCCCUGAAUCUGUUCCAUUGUGAUUUUCGAGACAGGACGACGAGGAAAUUGAACCAUCAUCCAGCUGAUGGUGACGAAGAUGACGAGGCCAUGGACACGUCUGCAAUGGAAGUGGAAAUCAACGAGAAUUCUGCGGUGGAAAAAGAUCUCACAAAUUGGAUUUACAACGAGGAGAACUUGCAGAAGCUCAUCGAGAACGUCCAAAGCGAGUGGACGCAGUUCAGUGUGAAGAGCACCAUGAUACGAAAUGUUCUCCAGGAGCUGGAGAACCUGUUGGAAACGAACUACCACCAAAAAGAAAGUGUGACAGCGCAGGUCCUGCUGCUACAGGACUCGGUCAAGCCGCGGCAGUAUCUGCCUCUUCUGGAACGCAAGCGCUGUGAGAGCCUGGAGAAUCGCAUUGAGCACUUUGUGAAAAAGCAACGACUGAUAGUCAAGGAUGAAAGCUGAAUCAUCUCGGCCAUACAGCGGCCGUACUUAUAUCGGAAAAGCAUGUCGCUGUAAUUGUGCACUUUUAGAGUAAAUAUAUAUUAAUAUU